ACUUCAGAUCUCUUACCCUGCCAGGUGAGGUGUUCGAAUCCAGCACGGCUGAAUCGUCUCCAGCCCCGUCAACCAACGGGGCGUCUAAGGAGAACAUGGUGACCCCCACUCCCAACCGGCCCAGAACCACAGAGGACCUCUUUGCUGCCAUUCACAGGUCGAAGCGCAAGGUUCUGGGUCGCAAGGAGUCUGAGGAGGACAAGUCCCAAGCUGGUCCCCACCAGCAGUCUCCACCCGCCACCCCUACAGCCACGUCUCCGGGGAGCGUGUCCUCUUUGUCCCGGCAGACGGGCUCUAUCCAACGCAACCUCCGGAAGUCAGCUACCAGCAGCGACACUUUCAAGGCCCUUCUCCUCAAGAAGGGCAGCCGCUCUGAGACCAGCUUCAGGAUGUCUGCUACUGAGAUGCUCCGCUCCACUGACCCUCGCUCACAGCGAACGCGGUCUGAGUCAGCGUUAGACCCCCCUGCAGCUUCGCCCUCCUCCCCGACGACACCACUCAGCCCCUGCGCCUCCCCCGGCCGCAGUAAACGGGCAGCGGACGAGUGGAACCGCUACGAGGCCCUGGCUCUGUCCUCGCCAACGUCAUCGGCCUUUCCAAUGAGCGGGUUUAAGUACGGGCGCUCUCGCACACCACCCUCUGCUGCCAGCAGCAAGUACAACGCUCGCUGCCGAAUCCUCAGCAGCCCAAUGACAGUUAUCUGCGAGCGUGAGGGGGAGUUGGCUGAGAGCGAGUACGGAGACACGGCAGGAACUCUGUCUGUACCUGCAGUCCAGACUCUCCCUGUGCUCAAAGGCUCCAACGGCACUUUAUCUGAUGAGAGCAGUAGUUAAAGAGCAAGGACCUCCCGUCGAUUCAGGGAACUGAACCCAUUGUAACCAGGUAGGGGGCGUGAGCCAGUAGGAGGCCCUCUAGACACACCCUCCUGAGCCCCACCUCCUCGACGCAGCCUCUGACAGAGUGGACAUGUCGGGUCCUGGUGUAGGAGGUCCGAGGUCGCCCCAUCUGACGGAGCUGAACUUAGUCUGAAGUGGAGAAGUGGUCGUGCUGCAGCUUUUCAAUUCUCCCAUGAUUCUCUCCUUCGUUUGGUUACUCACCCUUUGUGUUAAAAGAAUAGUGUUUCUUUUACGCCUGGUGUUCUUGAUUUGUUUUCUCUCUGUUCUGCUGUUUUAAAUUUUUACUUUACCCUGUCCAUAACACAACAAGCCGUUAGUUUCUUUAAAGGACGAGGUUCAGGUGGCAAACUAAGGUGAAUGGAAGGAACCGAAAAGUCACAAGUUGUUUGCGUAACUUUGCUGCUGUGGUGCUACAUAGCUAGGCAGUUGGAAAGAGUGGAAUGUAAAAGGUGUGCUGGGAGCUCGCCGCGUAGAUUUUCUCAGCUUCUGCUUCUCUCCCAUUGGCUCUAGAAAGUGUCGGAGAGCGCCACGGCCGGCGGAUGUCGGCGUCAGCACGAGAACGUGUGGUACAACAGACGGCUCCACGGUUAAACUUCGGUCACAGUUAGCAGCAGGAUUUUUACUUUGUGCUCUCACGGUUCAGUGGUUUCGUUUGCAGAGCUGGAGUGUAUUUACAAAAAAAGAUCCAGAGAAAGAGCAGAGGGCUCACUGCUGCCCCCUAAUGAGAGGGAGGAAGUGGAGGACAAAGGCUCAACCAAAAACAGCAGAUUUACUCUAUAAAAAGCUCAUAAAACCUCUAUCGAUUAACUUUUAGUUUGUAGAUUUUGCACUGUGCAUAGGUCUUCUCUUUGUUUGUGACUUCAAAAGUAUGUUUUAAAAGAUUGUUUUAAUAAAAACAAGUGAUGUCAA
Molecule: messenger RNA, 1805 nt
Organism: Paralichthys olivaceus (Japanese flounder)
Lineage: Eukaryota; Metazoa; Chordata; Actinopteri; Pleuronectiformes; Paralichthyidae
Source: RefSeq, a predicted model, not a curated record